Messenger RNA from Cicer arietinum (chickpea), 1743 nucleotides. RefSeq names its product enoyl-[acyl-carrier-protein] reductase [NADH] 2, chloroplastic-like. Gene Ontology annotation, biological process: fatty acid biosynthetic process. The record is from RefSeq and is a predicted model, not a curated record. NCBI's taxonomy places the organism in Eukaryota, Viridiplantae, Streptophyta, Magnoliopsida, Fabales, Fabaceae. Gene Ontology annotation, molecular function: enoyl-[acyl-carrier-protein] reductase (NADH) activity.
UAUUCUUCGACACUUCCAAAGCUCAACUACCCUGAACAACUCAACAUAAAAACACAACAUCAUUGUUUCCAUCGACACAAUUCCAAGGUUUUUUGUUCUACUUCUCCGUCCUCUACCCUUAUUCUAAUACACACUUUUGCCUCUUCACUUGGAACCCUCUCAUUUCUCUCUCUCUCUCUCUCUCCACAUUGAUCCCCUUUGUUGCAAAAGAUUAAGGCAUUCUACUCUCAGAUUACAUUCAUUCGAAAUGGCAACAACAACAGUUUCUAAUAUUUCGAUGGCAAUGUCAAGACCUAGGAUCAGCUCAUCACAAAAGUUUUCAAAUUUAGGUCCUGCAGUUCUUGGAGGAAGAAUUAAGGUUGGCUCAUGUGAUAAACUUGGAAGUGUUUGUCAUGUUGCAUCCGUGAAACCCUUCCAGAAGGCGUCAACAUCGUGUAGCUUAAAAUUUGACAAAAUUGUAACAAAGGCGAUGUCUGAGUCUAGUUCAGACAAGCAAGUUACAGGAUUGCCAAUUGAUUUGAGAGGUAAAAGGGCAUUCAUUGCUGGUGUGGCUGAUGACAAUGGAUAUGGUUGGGCAAUAGCAAAAUCUCUUGCAGAAGCAGGAGCUGAAAUUCUUGUCGGCACAUGGGUACCUGCUCUAAACAUAUUUGAGUCCAGUUUACGGCGUGGAAAAUUUGACGAAUCACGCAAGUUACAAGAUGGUUCAUUGAUGAAGAUUACGAAAGUGUAUCCCUUGGAUGCAGUCUAUGACAGUCCCGAAGAUGUCCCAGAAGAUGUAAAAGCUAAUAAGCGCUAUGCCGGAGCCUCAAAUUGGACUGUCCAGGAAGUUGUUGAAUCUGUCAAGAACGAUUUCGGCACUAUUGACAUACUCGUGCACUCACUUGCUAAUGGACCCGAGGUCAGCAAACUAUUGUCUGAGACAUCUCGGAAAGGAUAUCUAGCUGCCAUAUCGGCAUCUAGUUACUCUUAUAUUUCUUUGCUAAAACACUUUCUUCCAAUCAUGAACCAAGGUGGAUCUUCGCUCUCUCUAACAUACAUUGCUUCAGAGAGGAUUAUUCCCGGAUAUGGUGGGGGUAUGAGUUCUGCUAAAGCUGCUUUGGAAAGUGAUACAAGAGUGCUUGCUUUUGAAGCUGGUAGAAAGAAAAGAAUCAGAGUCAAUACUAUAUCUGCAGGUCCACUCGGAAGCCGUGCUGCGAAAGCAAUUGGUUUCAUUGACAUGAUGAUCGAUUAUUCAUUUACCAAUGCACCACUACAGAAAGAAUUACAUGCAGAGGAGGUAGGCAACACUGCCGCUUUCUUGGCAUCGCCUUUAGCAUCUGCGAUCACAGGCUCUGUUAUAUAUGUCGAUAACGGACUAAAUGCAAUGGGAGUUGGAGUUGACAGUCCAGUGUUUAAAGACCUUGACCUUCCAAAAGACCAGCUUUGAAACCGAAAUUGGACUGAUUUGUUUUUCUUCCAUUUCAAAUCCUAAUCCUUCUACUCAACUAAGACUAUGCAGCAUAGGAUGGCGAAAAAACGAUUAAGAGUUAGUUUUUACAAUUUGAUAAAUUAGAAAAUGGUUGUUUGAACUUCAUAAUCAUUGAUUUUUCAUCAAGUGUGAUCUACUUUGCAUUGUCCUCUACAAAAUGUAUGAUAUAGUUUCGAGAGUCCUAUCUUUUGAAUGGGCAUGCAAAUGUCCUCGCGGCUAUGAAUGGACUAAUUUGAUUAACAUUUAAGACUUUUAUGUUAUUUUUCAUUUUUCUU